UCUCAGGAUUCUUCAAGGUUUCAACUUUCAAAAGAUGAACCCUUCCAAAACAAUAGGAAACAUUGUCGGAAACAAUCGAGAUUCAGACCACAACAUUAAAGAUUCCAAAUGCAUCCCGAUGUACGUGAAUGAGCUCUUUGCCGGCGGCGCGACCGGUGCCAUCGCGAAAACAUCGGUCGCUCCCCUCGAAAGGAUCAAGAUUCUUUUGCAAACUAGAACCGAAGGGUUCCAUGCAAUCGGAGUUUUCCCUGCGUUACAAAAGAUAAUGAAACACGAAGGUUUUCUAGGGUUAUACAAAGGAAAUGGCUUGAAUGUCAUCCGGGUAAUCCCAUAUUCAGGUUUCCAGUACUUGACGUACGAGACGUAUCGUGAUUGGUUCAUCGAUACCAUGCCAAGAUUAGGGUCAGGUCCCGUCGUCGAUCUCUUAUCCGGCUCUGCAGCCGGAGGAACCGCGGUUUUGUGCACGUAUCCCCUCGACCUAGCCCGGACCAAGCUCGCCUAUCAGGUAGAUGCAUACAAACAAAACCCUCUCUACGCGUCUAGAACUACGUAUUCGAGCACUAUACAAGACGUUCUCAAGAAUGCAUACAGACAAGGCGGAGUUCGUGGCAUAUACCGUGGCAUAGGCCCGACAAUGGUGGGAAUAUUACCUUACGCGGGUCUAAAAUUCUACAUGUACGAGGAACUAAAGAGGCGAGUUCCUAAAGAGCAUGAGUACGAUAUAGCCGUGAGGCUUUCCUGUGGAGCUCUUGCCGGUUUGUUUGCUCAGACUUGCACGUACCCUUUGGAUGUUAUCAGAAGACAAAUGCAGGUGGAGAUUCUGCAUUCGGGUAACUUGCGGUACAAGAAUUCCAUGGAAGGAUUGGUUUCUAUCAUCCGAGAACAAGGAUGGAGACAGCUCUACGCAGGUCUAAGCAUCAAUUUUCUCAAGGUGAUUCCUUCUACAGCACUCGGAUUUACGGCUUAUGAUAUGAUAAAGUCUUGGCUGCAAUCUCCUGCUGCAGAAGAAAAAAAUAUUUGUCUCUAAAAGUCUUUUUUUUUUCUUUCUAUUUUGUUGUAUUUAGAUGAACGAUUUUAUACGACUAGUCAUAAAAAUA
This is a messenger RNA of Tarenaya hassleriana, 1097 nucleotides long. Its product is annotated as mitochondrial substrate carrier family protein P-like. Bases 35 to 1027 code for a protein of 330 amino acids. Lineage: Eukaryota; Viridiplantae; Streptophyta; Magnoliopsida; Brassicales; Cleomaceae. Gene Ontology annotation, biological process: transmembrane transport. The record is from RefSeq and is a predicted model, not a curated record. The transcript is spliced from 7 exons.